Messenger RNA from Dipodomys spectabilis (banner-tailed kangaroo rat), 1886 nucleotides. RefSeq names its product cell division cycle associated 4 (gene Cdca4). Bases 615 to 1499 code for a protein of 294 amino acids. The transcript is spliced from 2 exons. Gene Ontology annotation, molecular function: transcription regulator activity. NCBI's taxonomy places the organism in Eukaryota, Metazoa, Chordata, Mammalia, Rodentia, Heteromyidae. Gene Ontology annotation, cellular component: nucleus. The record is from RefSeq and is a predicted model, not a curated record.
AGAGAGAGAGAGAGAGAGAGAGAGAGAGCGCACGUGGCCCCCAGGUGUGUGUGUGUGAGAGAGCGCGCGUGCCCCGGUGCACGCGGUGGCAGCUGAGCUCUCUGUCUGGGCCUGUCCCGGCCAGGUCCCUGGGCCAUCAGCCAAUGGCAGGUUUGGCAGAGCAGUGAAGACUUGGCUUCCUGUGCUUCUCUGAGUGCCUCACCACGAGUCAGAGGUCCUGAGGUGCUCCAUACUUCUGCCUCAGAGUUGAUGUAGCCACACCACAACCACCCAGCGUCCAGGCCCGGACGGUGACACAGCCCAGGCGCUUCAAGGGGGCAGGAGGCCCGGCUGCCCGGUGCCCUGGGGGAGCUGUGGGGAAGCUCACCGGGGCUCAGGCCCUGCAGCCCGCUCCUCGCCAGGAAGUCACCAACACGGAGGCCAGGCCAGGCCCAUGUCUUCCUUUCCCCAGCUAGAAAACAAGGCCAAGGGCACCAGCCUUGGGGGUCACUGUCGGGCUGGCCACCUGCUCCCCUGCGCUGCUCAGACACCUCACACAGGACACAGGCUGGAGCCCAAGGGCAGGAGAUGCGGAGGCCCCAGAUGGAGUGCCACGGUCUGCAGGUGCUGGUGGCAUGCCUGUGGACGUGUGCGGGGCCGCGGUGCGGGAGCCGCCUUGGUGUCUGCAAGCUGGCUGCGUCUCCACUGCGAGAGGUGAAACGGGAGAGCCACUUAGAAUAAAACCGCAAAGCUACAUGUGGGGCUCAGCUUCGCUCCCUAAAAGGACAGAGCAAUUUCCCCUUCGCAGCACGAUGUUUGCACGAGGGCUGAAGAGGAAGUGUGACCAGGAGGAGGUCACAGAGGGCUUUGGCACUGUUCCGUCCUACAGUCUACAGCGGCAGUCGCUCCUGGACAUGUCCCUGGUCAAGCUGCAGCUCUGCCACAUGCUGGUGGAGCCCAACCUCUGCCGCUCUGUCCUCAUCGCCAACACAGUCCGUCAGAUCCAGGAGGAGAUGAGCCGAGAUGGUGUGUGGCACCCUGGGGCACCCCAGGGUACGGGGCGGGCACCGCUGGACCGCCUGGUGUCCACAGAGGUCCUGUGCCGCACAGCACGGGGCCCCCACGGGGAGCAGGCUGUUCCUGAAUCCGGAGAGAGCCCCUCCCAGACCCCAGCUCCCGGACUUUGCACAGUCAGCUUGGGACAAGAGCUGCGGGACCCUGAGAGCGGCCUCUGGGAGAUGGACAGCCCUCGGGAAAGCAGGGCGAGCUUCUCCAAGUCACUGGAUCAGAUAUUUGAGACCCUGGAAAGCAAACCCCCUGGUUCCAUGGAGGAGCUGCUGUCUGACGUAGAGAGCUCCUACUACGACCUGGACACCAUGCUGACGGGCGUGGUGAGCGGCUCCAAGCCAGGCCUGUGCGGCGGGCUUGAGGGCUUCACCACGGCCCCUUCUCCCUCCUCGGGCUGCAAGUCGGACCUGGCCGAGCUGGACCACGUGGUGGAGAUCCUGGUAGAGACCUGAGAGGCCCCUGCAGGCCAGGGACAUGGCCACAGGCUCAGAGCAUGUCGGAGAGAGCAUGGGCCUAGGGAGGGUUUCUGAAUCUCCAGGCUGGCCUGCUCCUGGGGGGCCAGGGCAGAGACUGCCUUGCAGACCACAGCCCUGGGCCCAUUCCCCCACCCACGCCCCCAUCUCUGGGCUGCAGCCAUGGUGGAGGACAGCAGGCAUCCAAGCUGUGGACACUUAAGAUAGUGAACCUGUGAAAUUGUCAUGUUUCAGGCAAUAUUUUUUAAAAGCAUCUUUUUAAACUUUUUAUAUUUUAUCCCUGUAGAUUUUUUCAGCUAUUUUCUUAAAAGUAUAUUUUUUCUACAAAUGUCCUCUGCUGCUACAUUAGAAACUUUUAUAGCCUAA